Molecule: messenger RNA, 1164 nt
Organism: Penicillium canescens
Lineage: Eukaryota; Fungi; Ascomycota; Eurotiomycetes; Eurotiales; Aspergillaceae
Exons: 1
Coding region: 1-1164 (387 amino acids)
Biological process (GO): ubiquinone biosynthetic process
Cellular component (GO): mitochondrial inner membrane
Molecular function (GO): 4-hydroxybenzoate polyprenyltransferase activity
Source: RefSeq, a predicted model, not a curated record
AUGCAGCGCAGUGCAAUCUUCUCUAUUGGCUCUAUGUCGUCUACGGCGAUGGAGCAUACCCGUCCUUCCCUAUCUCAUCCUUUACGCGGGCAACAGGUAGUCCCAACACACAGUUCGUAUGUCUAUUCUACGGCGACACACCUGCCAGAGGCCCGCCCGAAUACGAAUACCCCGGUUACACGUUACACGCCUCCCCGAACAGGCUUGGUCGCGUCUUUGCCUCGCUCUUGGAUGCCAUAUGCCGAAUUGGCUCGGCUGGAUAACCCCUCCGGCACCUACUACCUGUUCUUCCCGACUCUCUUUUCCACACUUCUCGCUGCCCCUAUGGCCACCGGUGUAGCUCCGAUACAGGUGCUUGGAACGGCAGGACUAUUUUUUACAGGUGCAUUAAUUAUGCGGGGUGCGGGGUGCGCCAUCAAUGAUCUGUGGGACAGAAAUCUAGACCCUCAUGUUGAACGGACCAAGUUCCGUCCCAUUGCUAGAGGAGCAAUCUCGCCGCAAAAUGCAGUACUCUUCGCCGGUACUCAAUUGCUGGCCGGACUAGGUGUACUUCUUCAAUUCCCUAACCAGUGCCUUUGGUAUGGGAUUCCGAGCCUCCCGAUUGUGGUUGCGUAUCCGUUAGCCAAACGAGUCACUAACUAUCCCCAAUGUGUCUUGGGCCUAGCCAUUUUAUGGGGUGCGAUUAUGGGAUUCCCUGCAUUAGGGGUAGAUAUAUUGGGCAACCAUGAUGCCCUUUUGGCGGCAGGGACACUGUAUUCCAGUUGUGUAGCGUGGUCUGUUCUGUACGACAUGAUUUAUGCGCAUAUGGAUAUCAAGGACGAUGUGGCUGCAGGGAUAAAGUCGAUCGCUCUUCGACACGAACAUAACACAAAGGCGGUCCUGACUGGUCUGGCUCUGACCCAGGUGUCCCUCCUCGGGACCGCCGGGAUUGCCGCAGGCUGUGGGCCCAUUUUUUUUGUCGGUAGCUGCGGUAGUGCCAUUCUAUCUCUGGGGCUCAUGAUUUGGAAGGUUCAGCUGAAAAAUGUGAAGAGUUGCUGGUGGUGGUUCAGGAAUGGAUGCCUCCUGACGAGUGGAGGUAUUACCUUUGGUCUCCUCGGCGAGUAUGCCUCACAAUACCUGGGUUUGUACCAUAGCACCGGACCAGAAUCCUUUGAGCAGUCGUAA